This is a messenger RNA of Ilex paraguariensis (yerba mate), 1266 nucleotides long. Lineage: Eukaryota; Viridiplantae; Streptophyta; Magnoliopsida; Aquifoliales; Aquifoliaceae. The record is from the annotation of a GenBank genome assembly.
AUGGAUGAAAGACCAUCUGGAGACCGCCUCAAGCGUCCUCUCGUAGAAGACGAUGACUCCGACAAACCCCCUGCGCAAAAAAGAAUAAGAUAUCCAAAAGGUAAAAAAGUGAAGGAAGGGAAUUCUGUGGUCGAUCUGCGCCAAAAUCCCCAAGAUGUUCCAAGUGGGUGGAGAGAUCCUCGUCUUGCUGCCAAAGAGCGUGCAAUGCAGCGGAAUCGGAUUACUGCUGAACUCCUCAGCGAAGAAAAUAGAGGAAUGAUUCAUGACAUAUCACAAGCAGAAGAGCAUUACGAGGAGACCCUUUGGGCUCUUGCCUCGUCAACUGAGCAAUUUUUGAAAAUGCCUAGUGCAAUCAGAUGGAGUGGCACCUGUGAUAACGAGAUAUUUGUUCAGGACGGGGUUCAGGUGGAACCUUUCAAUCUGACAAAAGAGAGGGAAGAAGGUUACUUCGAUGCAGAUGGAAAUUAUGUUGAAUACCUCAAUGAUAAUGAUAUCAAGGAUGCAUGGCUUGACAAUGUGGAUGUCGAUACAAAAUUUGCUGAAAGAAGCUCUACAGUAACAAAUGAUGAAGAUGGAACCCCCGACCUUUCAUCUGAACAAAUUGGAAAGAUGAAGAGGCGCAUUGCUGAUGUCCUUGAGCCUGGAGAAACGGUUUUACAAGCUUUGAGGAGAUUGAAAGGAACCACGAAUAGGAAGGAAAAGAUGUCGCCAGAAACAAAACUUCUUUUUGAUCAGCUGACUGAAGAUGCCAUGAAGCUGAUGGAGAAUGGUGAUUACAACGUAUAUGAUGACAAGCAAGGGGAUUUUCAGAGAGAAGCAGAAGGAUAUGAAAGGUUAGCCCAGGCAAGGGGGCAGGGUACCUCCACUAGUGCCGGUCAAGAAAAUUUGGAUUAUACUGUGUCCCAGGACUUUGUUCCUAAUGGAAAGGAUACGGAAAGUGUCUCUUCUGUUACAGCUGUGGGUCCUUCAAACUUGAAUGUUUCUACUGAUGCAAGCAAUGAUGAUGCAUUGGAUAUGUUUGCAGAAGAUGAUGAAAAUGCUACUGCCAAUCCAUCUUUCGAUGGGAGUGCCUUUCCUGGUGGGAAUUUGCAGAAUGAUUAUGUGUAUGAUGAGUCCUCUGGUUACUACUACAGCAGCAGUUUGGGUUAUUACUAUGAUCCCUCUUCAGGAUUGUAUUGUUGCGCUGCAUCUGGACAAUGGUACUCGUAUAAUGAGGAGACAGGCGCAUAUGAUGAAAUUCAGGAGGCUGCAUCCAUCGCGAGCUGA